This is a messenger RNA of Myzus persicae (green peach aphid), 1996 nucleotides long. It is a transcript of the gene Hat1, whose product is annotated as histone acetyltransferase type B catalytic subunit. Gene Ontology annotation, biological process: subtelomeric heterochromatin formation. Lineage: Eukaryota; Metazoa; Arthropoda; Insecta; Hemiptera; Aphididae. Gene Ontology annotation, cellular component: nucleus. The transcript is spliced from 10 exons. The record is from RefSeq and is a predicted model, not a curated record. Gene Ontology annotation, molecular function: histone H4 acetyltransferase activity; histone binding. Bases 453 to 1643 code for a protein of 396 amino acids.
CGCGAGGAAAAUUGGUGCGAUUGGGAAGAAAUCGACGGACCCUUUUCCAGCAGGAGCAAAAAAACGGACCGGAGUUUGAGCACCGCCGAAACGGCAACCCUGACGAUCCCCAAAGUAUCGAAGUGUCAUGCAUAGAACAAUGAAAUCGACGAAAUUGUCGCACAAUCAGGCGUAAGACGAAAACGACGUUGCCCCGUUUAGAGAUAAGACGGUGUUUGGUGUGUGGGGCAUCGAUUCUCGGCUAUUGUCUGGCGUCUGCGGACCGCCAAAUUUUUAUUUAUCAUCACUUUUUGUCGUCAUCGUUGGCGUCUGUAAAGUGAAAUUCUCUACCAAGAUUAAGUUUUGUCGAGCAGACGGCAGCUGUCGUUUCCACACCGUCGCAUAAAGUGUUUGGUCUAUCGCCUUUUCCUAGACUACUGAUUUUUCAAAUCGUUUAUACUGAUUUAUUCACCAUGGAACAGUAUAUUGUAAGCAGUAAUAGUGCAUUAGAACUUAAACUCGUCCGCAAACCUAGUGAUAUCCAUGAUCCUAAAGCAGCAUUUUAUCCAGACAUGACUUAUCAAGUAUUUGGAAAUAUGGAAAAAAUAUUUGGUUACAAAGACCUUGUUGUAAAAAUGUAUUACACCGCUUGUAGCCUUAAACUGUAUAUUAAUAUAAGCUUUUCUUCUAAAGUGGAUUCCGAGAAAUUUGGUAUGAAUCCGGACAAUAUAAUGGAGAAACUUAAAGAUUAUAUUACUCCUAAUUUCUAUUCAAAUAUUGAUGUAUUUGAAAAGUGUUUAGAAGAUGAGCCGUCAUUUAAGCCCUAUGGAAAUCAACUCGAUCAAUUUAUUUUAAACCAAAAUGAAGAAAACAAAAAAUUUGAAGUCUAUGUAAUUGAAGACGAGAACACUGAGUUUAAAGAAUAUUUUAGUCAACUACAAACAUUUGUUCUAUGGUAUAUAGAUUCAUCAAAUAUAAUUGAUUUUGAUGAUUCUAAAUGGAAGAUAUUCAUCAUGUAUGAAGUUUUUAAAAAUGAAAAUGGUGAUUCGUGUUAUACACCAGUGGGAUAUUCAACAAUCUAUGAAUACUAUGCUUACCCUGAUAAAAUCCGGCCUAGAAUUAGUCAAAUGUUAAUUCUACCACCAUUUCAGAGGAAAGGAUUGUGCGCUAAACUCUUGAAUUCUGUUUACAAACACUAUGCCACUAAAUCAGAUGUUAUUGAUAUUACAGUUGAAAGUCCAAACGAUGAAUUUCAACUUGUUCGAGAUUUUGUGGAUGUUACUAAUUUUCAUAAUCUGAAAACAUUUGAAGAAGAAAAAUUGAAAAAACUGCAUUAUCAAGAAAUGGUUAAAGAAUUUAAAAAUCUUUACAAAAUCAACCAGAAACAAGUUCGUCGCGUAAUAGAAAUUAUACUACUAAAAAUUACCAAUCGGCAGAAUAAAGAUGAAUAUGAAAAAUAUAAGAAAUUUGUAAAAACAAGGUUGAAUUGGCCAUUUCAAAAAAAACCUACCAAACUUAUGUUGGCUAUGCCAGCCGAAGAAGUUGAAAAAAUCCAAAAAGCUGAUUCAAUUGUAAAACUAGAAGAUUUAGAUAUUGAGUAUAAUGAAUUAGAACCAUCAUAUGAUAAAGUAAUCAAGCGGUUAGAAGUUAGCCUUUCUGUAUAGUUAAGCGCCAUAAAUAUCCGGUUUCUUACUUGUUCUAUGAUAAAUAAUUUUAUUUCAAUUUUUCUACAUUUAUUUUAAUUAUUUUUAACUUAUAUAAAUGAUUUCAAAUCAUGUUCCUUUUUUUAUUAAAGUAAUUAAGUCUUAAAAUAAAUGAAUAUUAUAAUAAACUUAAUUAAGUAUUUUUAAUAUUAUCAUUCAAUUUUAAUAUUAUACAAUUUAUAACUCUGAAGUAAUAAAUAAUAUGUGAAUUGUUUUAGGUUUUUAUUUUGUAUUAUAAACUUGACGUUGAAACAAUUGAUUCGAUUUUAUAGUAUCAAAUAAAACCAAAAUUAAUAUUCAAUUUUCCAAAAAGA